Messenger RNA from Penicillium waksmanii, 1368 nucleotides. Its product is annotated as S-adenosyl-L-methionine-dependent methyltransferase MidA. The record is from RefSeq and is a predicted model, not a curated record. The coding region runs from base 1 to 1368 and encodes 455 amino acids. Gene Ontology annotation, molecular function: protein-arginine omega-N symmetric methyltransferase activity. Lineage: Eukaryota; Fungi; Ascomycota; Eurotiomycetes; Eurotiales; Aspergillaceae. Gene Ontology annotation, cellular component: mitochondrion. Gene Ontology annotation, biological process: mitochondrial respiratory chain complex I assembly. The transcript is spliced from 2 exons.
AUGCGCCAGGUUUUGACCUCACCGGAAGGAGGAUAUUACACCACUCAGGAGGGUGGAGCUGUCUUCGGUAAACACGGUGACUUCGUCACGUCACCUGAAAUCUCUCAAGUGUUCGGCGAGUUGAUCGGAAUCUGGACAAUUGCGGAAUGGAUGGCUCAGGGCCGGACGAGAAGUGGUGUUCAACUGAUGGAGGUUGGUCCGGGCAAGGGAACCCUCAUGGAUGAUAUGUUGCGGAGCUUCUCUUCCAGCGUCGAAGCUAUAUAUCUCGUUGAGGCUAGUCCGACUUUGCGACAGCUCCAAAAAUCAACCCUUUGUGGCGAAGAGGCGGCGAUGGAGGAGACGGAUAUCGGUCACCGGAGUAUGUGCAAAUACUUUGAUGUGCCGAUCAUCUGGGUAGAGGAUAUUCGUUUGUUGCCACACGGUAAGUCAAAAAGGCAGAGCAGUAGCUAUGGAGAGAGCAAUUGGCUAAUAUGUUACUUAUCAGAGGAAGGAAAGACCCCCUUCAUCUUUGCACAUGAAUUCUUCGACGCACUUCCCGUCCAUGCCUUUGAAUCUGUCCCCCCAUCUCCCGAGAACGAACCGCAGCCCAAGGAGAUCAUGACUCCGACCGGACCGCAGAAGUUACAUGAGCCAUUGAAGGUUGCUAAUACCCCUCAGUGGCGAGAGCUACUUGUCACCUUGAAUCCCAAGGCUGUUGAAGAAAACAUCGAGGGCGAACCCGAAUUCAAAUUGACCAAGGCGACGGCCUCGACCCCUAACUCCCUCGUGAUCCCCGAGGCCUCCGAGCGCUACCGCGCACUCAAAUCACAGCCUGGCUCAACAAUUGAAGUCAGCCCGGAGAGCCGCAUCUAUGCCGCAGACUUCGCCCGUCGUAUCGGUGGCGACGGUGCACCUACCCGGUCUGCGAAGGCUGAUGCCCAAGAACCGGUUAAGAAGACACCUUCAGGAGCAGCUUUGAUCAUGGACUACGGCACUGCCUCCACUAUUCCAAUCAACUCUCUACGUGGUAUUCAAAACCAUGAGAUUGUGCCAUUUCUGUCAUCGCCUGGCCAGGUUGACGUCAGUGCGGAUGUUGACUUUACUGCUCUUGCCGAAGCUGCUCUAGAGGGAAGCGAGGGCGUUGAGGUUCACGGACCUGUGGAUCAGGGUGACUUUCUUUCAGCGUUGGGGAUUGAAGAGCGUAUGCAGCAGCUUCUUCGGAAGGUCAAGGAUGAAGAGCACAGAAAGACUCUAGAAACCGGCUGGAAGAGAUUGAUUGAGAAGGGCGGCGGCUCUAUGGGUCAGAUCUAUAAGGUUAUGACCAUCGUUCCGGAGAACGAAGGCCAGAGACGUCCUGUUGGGUUUGGAGGGGGUAUUGGAAUGCCUUGA